AUGCGGAAAUUCGGCUGUCCCGAGCGAUUCAUUCGGAUAGUGCGUCAGCUGCACGGCGGUAUGAUGGCGCGAGUCACGGACAACGGAGCUGUCUCGGAGACUUUCGCAGUGACCAACGGAGUGAAGCAGGGAUGUGUGCUGGCGCCUACGCUCUUCAGUCCUGUGUUCUCUGCCAUGCUGAUGGACGCCUACCGCGACGAACGUCCCGGGAUCCGCAUCGCCUACAGGACGGACGGUCACUUUCUGAAUCAACGGCGGAUGCACUUCCAAUCGCGCGUAUCCACAACCACCGUUCACGAACUUCUCUUCGUCUACGACUGCGCCCUGAACACCAACUCGGAAGAGGAGAUGCAGCGGAGCAUGAAUCUCUUCUCCGCCGCCUACGAGAACUUCGGUUUGGUUAUCAGCACGCAGAAGACAGUGGUCAUGCAUCAACCGUCACCCAACACAGCCACUCCUCCCAACGAGCCGCCGCCGCAAAUCAACGUGAACGGCACCCAACUGCAAGUGGUGGAUAACUUCCCGUACGUGGGCUGCACCCUCUCCCGUAGCACCAAAAUCGAUGACGAAGUCGCUCGCGGGAUCUCGGAAGCCAGUCAAGCAUUCGGCCGCCUCCAAAGCACAGUUUGGAAUCGUCACGGUCUCAAAAUGAGCACGAAGCUGAAGAUCUAUAAGGCCGUCAUCCUGCCCACACACACACACACACACGACAGUUUGAGCGUCGAUUUCAACGAUGUCCACCGUUUGCCCCACAGCAGAUGGUGGGAACAGGGACGGUAA
Spirometra erinaceieuropaei is the source of this 780-nucleotide messenger RNA. Lineage: Eukaryota; Metazoa; Platyhelminthes; Cestoda; Diphyllobothriidea; Diphyllobothriidae. The record is from the annotation of a GenBank genome assembly.